GGCAUAGACAUUUGAAAGGAAUUGUGGUAAAACAAAAAAGGACAUAAGAGACAAAAAAAGAAAUAGAAGAACAGGUGAAAAAAAUAGGACAGUUAAAAGCAGGUAGGAGGAAAGAAGACACAGGCAAAGUAUCCACUGAAAGAUAAACAAAGAAGAGAAGGAAGAGAGACAACAGCACAAGAAAGUGAAGAAGGAUAAAGAAAGGAGAUGACAUAAAUAAAAAGCAAGCCAGUAUGGAUUUAAGGAGGGAAGGAAGGAAGAAGAGAAUGCAAGAAAAGAAAACAGGAUAAAGUAGAUGAGCAUCGGAUACCGACCUUGUCUCUGGACGCUGAGCGAAGUUGGUCCCCAGCAGCCUCUGCCUCGGUUACAGCACCGCACUCUGGUGCUGCUGCCCGGGAAUUAGCGCGGAUGGCUCCGACUUCGAUGGGCUCCGCCGCGGCGCCGGAGGCGACUGGGGAGCUGGCAGGGGGGAUAGAGAAGAGAGAAGGUUGGAAAGAGAAGGGAAAACGGUUUAACGAAUAUGGCACGGCAGAGCAAUGAAAAGGAGAAAGAACAGAAGGGCAAGGAAGAGAAAACUGAGAACAUAGUAUAAAGGGAACAGUAGGAAAGGAAGAGGAAAAAACGUCUUAAAACCGGAAGAGAAAUAAAAGGAAGGAAGACAAAUAAGAAAAAGAGAAGCUCGGUCAGAAGAGAUGGCAGAGAUGACGGCGCUGGCGCUGUGUGGGAGCGUGUGAGGCGGCGGAGCAGCGCACGGUGUCGCUGCAGGCUGAGGAAGGGCGUGUGGGCGGCUCCUUGGCGGUGCGGCGGAGAGCCCGGCUGUGAGCGCGGGGGGGCGGCUGGGGCCGGGCAGCGGAGCCGGUGCGUGCGGGCGGCGGCGGGAGCCGUGCGGGGCCCGUGCGGGGUCGGAAGGACUGGGCGUGUGCGGCGGCGAUGGGCGAGUGUUUGUGGGGUGCGGUGUUGCGGGUGGUGGCGGUGCAGGCGGCGUGGGCGCUGUGCUGGGGGCAGGUGCGGUACUCGGUGCCGGAGGAAGCGAAGGCCGGGACGGUGGUGGGCCGUGUGGCACAGGACCUGGGUCUGGAGGCGGGCGAGGCGGAGGCGCGGCGGCUGCGGCUGGUGCCUGGGGGCCGGCGGGCGAGCGUGGAGGUGAGCGGGGCGAGCGGGGCGCUGGUGGUGAGCUCGCGGCUGGACCGGGAGGAGCUGUGCGGCAAGAGCGCGCCGUGCGCGCUGCGGCUGGAGGUGCUGCUGGAGCGGCCGCUGCGCGUCUUCCACGUGGAGCUGGAGGUCACCGACAUUAAUGACAAUGCCCCCACCUUCCCCGCCGCCCGAAAAAACAUCAGUAUUGCCGAAUCGUCUCUGGUGGGUUCCCGUUUCCCACUGGAGGGCGCGUCAGAUGCGGAUAUCGGAGCGAACGCGCAGCUCUCCUACACACUGAGUCCCAACGAACAUUUCUCUUUGGAUAUACAAAAAUCAAAUGAGCGAAAUAUUGUUCCCGAACUUGUUUUAAGGAAACCGCUGGAUCGCGAGACGAUGGCCGUGCACCGGUUGUUGCUGACGGCGAGUGACGGGGGCCGGCCGUCUCUGACAGGGACGAUGGAGCUGGUGAUCUCGGUGCUGGAUGCGAACGACAACGCGCCCCAGUUCCACCUGUCGUUGUAUAAAGUGCAACUACCGGAGAGCGCUGCAGUGGGGACGCUGGUGGCACAGGUGAACGCCACAGAUGCAGAUGAAGGAAUUAACAGUGAAGUGACCUACACUGCAACCAGCUUCAUUCCGCCGAAUGGAAGAGAUGUGAUUUCCCUCAAUACCAAAACAGGGGAGAUUCACCUGACGGGUGCUCUGGACUUUGAAGAAGUCAGUAUGUUUGAUUUCCGUAUAGAAGCGAGAGACCAAGGUUGGCCCCCGCUGUCGAGUCACUGCAGCGUGGAGCUGGAGGUGCUGGACGUGAACGACAACGCGCCGGAGGUGCGGGUGACGUCGCUGUCGGUGCCGGUGUCGGAGGACGCGUCGCUGGGGACGGUGGUGGCCCUGCUGAGCGUGUGGGACCGGGACUCGGGGUCGAACGGUCGUGUGCGGUGCUGGGUGUGGCCGUCGGGUCCGUUCGUUCUGGAGGCGACGUUGUCGGGGUCGUACUCGCUGGUGCUGCGGGAGCUGCUGGACCGGGAGCGGGUGUCGGAGUACGAGGUGGAGGUGCGUGCGGAGGACGGCGGUUCUCCGUCGCUGGGCGGCCGCGUUGGGCUGCGUGUGCCGGUGUCGGACGUGAACGACAACGCGCCGUCGUUCGCGCAGGCGGUGUACACGGUGCUGGCGCGGGAGAACAACUUGGCGGGCGCGGAGCUGGCGCGGCUGUGGGCGCGGGACCCGGACGAGGCGGGCAACGGGCGCGUGAGCUACUCGUUGUGGGAGGGCGCGUUGGGCGGGGGGUCGGGGUCGUGGGGGUCGGGGUCGGGGUCGGUGGGGGGUGUUGCGGCGUCGAGCUACGUGUCGGUGGAGGCGGAGAGCGGCGUGUUGCGGGCGCUGCAGCCGCUGGACUACGAGGAGGUGCAGGUGCUGCAGUUCGAGGUGCGUGCGGUGGACGCGGGGGAGCCGUCGCUGUGCGGCAACGCGACGGUGCAGCUGUUCGUGGUGGACGAGAACGACAACGCGCCGGCGCUGCUGCCGGCGGCGGGCGGCGGGUCGGAGGCCGGGUCCGUGUCGGGGGAGGCGGGGACGCUGUGGGCGUGGGCGUCGUGGGGUUCGCCGUCGGGUCAGGUGGUGGCGAAGAUCCGGGCGGUGGACGCGGACUCGGGCUACAACGCAUGGCUGCGCUACGAGCUGUGGGAGCCGCGGGGCAAGAGCGCCUUGUUCCGCGUGGGGCUGUACAGCGGCGAGGUGAGCACGGCGCGGGCGCUGGAGGAGGCGGACGGGCCGCGGCAGAGGCUGGUGAUCGUGGUGCGGGACCACGGCGAGCCGGCGCGCUCGGCCACGGCGACGCUGAGCGUGUCGCUGGUGGAGGGCGGCGAGGCGGCGCUGGCGGCGGCGGCGGGCUCGUCGUCGCUGCUGCCGCGCUCGUUGGCGGGCGGCGAGAGCGGCUCUGGGCCGGCGGCGGCGGCGGCGACGAACGUGUGGCUGGUGGUGGCGAUCUGCGGCGUGUCGAGCCUGUUCCUGCUGGCCGUGGUGCUGUACGGGGCGUCGCGCUGGGCGCCGCGGGCGGCCGUGCUGUCGGGGCCCGGGCCCACGACGCUGGUGUGCGCCAGCGAAGUGGGCAGCUGGUCGUACUCACAGCGCCACAGCCGGAGCCUGUGCGUGGCGGACGGCGCGGCCAAGAGCGACCUGAUGGUUUUCAGCCCCAACUUCCCGCCGCCGCCCGGCGCCGCGCCCAAGGACACGCAGCCGGAGCCUCCCUCUCUCCUCGACACGGUCAGUGACAAUCCCUUGCUCUCGUCUACUUGUUCCCUCCUCCCUCUGCCUCUUCUCUCCCGCCCCCUGGGCCAGCCCUGUCGGUCUCCGGGCUCCGCGCCCCUGGCUUGUGGGAGUGGUUACUUUACAGGUGCUUAA
This is a messenger RNA of Pipra filicauda (Wire-tailed manakin), 3534 nucleotides long. Its product is annotated as protocadherin alpha-2-like. Gene Ontology annotation, biological process: homophilic cell-cell adhesion. NCBI's taxonomy places the organism in Eukaryota, Metazoa, Chordata, Aves, Passeriformes, Pipridae. The record is from RefSeq and is a predicted model, not a curated record. The transcript has a single exon. Gene Ontology annotation, molecular function: calcium ion binding. Gene Ontology annotation, cellular component: plasma membrane. Bases 931 to 3534 code for a protein of 867 amino acids.